This is a messenger RNA of Macadamia integrifolia, 2028 nucleotides long. RefSeq names its product indole-3-acetic acid-amido synthetase GH3.17-like. Gene Ontology annotation, cellular component: cytoplasm. Gene Ontology annotation, molecular function: acid-amino acid ligase activity. Lineage: Eukaryota; Viridiplantae; Streptophyta; Magnoliopsida; Proteales; Proteaceae. The transcript is spliced from 4 exons. Bases 172 to 2028 code for a protein of 618 amino acids. The record is from RefSeq and is a predicted model, not a curated record.
ACUCCCAUAGUCCCUUGCAUUCAUGGUCAGAAGUACUUGAAAAAAUCUUUCUUUUGGGUGUCAAUUCAUUUUAAUGUUGAGUGAGGUCAGGGCCAAGAGCUACAGCUGCCCACAUUGGUUGGCUCAAGAUUAAAUUUGAAUUUUUCUCUUCAUCAUCCUUUGAAAUUAAAGAUGUUGCUGAGUUGUGAUCCUAAUGACAAAGAAGGUAGUAUGAAGCUUGUGGAGGACCUGACCAUGAAUGCCAACCAUGUACAACAACAGAUACUAGAGGAAAUACUAACACAAAAUGCAGACACCGAAUAUCUAAGAGGCUUUCUUGGCAGCGGUUCCUGCUUCGAUAGGAAGCUUUUCAAGAAGAAAGUCCCCAUUGUGAAUUUUGAGGAUAUCAAGCCAUAUAUAGAACGAAUUGCCAAUGGAGAGCCGUCACAGAUCAUUUCAGGUCAACCCAUCACAGAGCUUCUCACUAGCUCAGGAACUUCAGGAGGACAGCCAAAGUUGAUGCCAUCGACUGCAGAAGACUUGGAUAGAAAAACCUUCUUGUAUAAUCUCCUAGUUCCUGUAAUCAACCAGUAUGUGGAGGGUCUAGACCAAGGAAAGGGGAUGUAUCUCCUAUUUAUAAAACCAGAAAUUAGUACUCCAUCUGGUUUGAUGGCGAGACCAGUGCUAACUAGUUACUAUAAGAGCAGUAACUUCAGAAACCGGCCUUUCAACAAGUUUAAUGUGUACACAAGUCCAGAUGAGACCAUCUUGUGUCUAGACAACAAGCAAAGCAUGUACUGCCAAUUGCUCUGCGGAUUGAUUCAGCGAGACGAGGUGCUCAGGGUAGGCGCAGUCUUCGCAUCUGCAUUCUUAAGAGCAAUCAAGUUCUUGGAGGAUCACUGGCAAGAGCUGUGCUCCAACAUAAGGUCAGGCCAUGUCAGUGACUGGAUAACAGAAUUCAGUUGCAGAAACUCAGUAUUGGGCAUCCUCAGACUACCCAAUUUGGAGUUGGCUGAUUUGAUCGAGUCUGAAUGCAAGGUGAAAUCUUGGGAAGGGAUCAUCAAGAGGCUGUGGCCAAGAACCAAGUACAUUGAUGUUAUAGUAACAGGGUCAAUGGCCCAAUACAUCCCCACACUUGAUUUUUACAGUGGUGGGCUACCUCUGGUUUCAACAAUGUAUGCUUCAUCGGAAUGCUACUUUGGUAUCAAUCUCAAUCCUCUGAGUGAACCAUCCAGUGUGUCCUACACACUCCUCCCCAACAUGGCCUACUUUGAGUUCCUUCCUGUAGACAAAAACAGUGGACAAGAGGGUGAUGGAGUCUCAUGUAAUGUGGAUUCAGAGAUGAAUUACUCAAUAAAGGAAAACAAGGAAGUAGGGGAAGAAAAGGGUGAAGCUGUAGAUCUUACACAAGUGAAGCCUGGUCAUUAUUAUGAACUCGUUGUCACCACUUUCACAGGGCUAUACAGAUACAGAGUGGGAGAUAUUCUAAUGGUGACUGGAUUCCACAACAAUGCCCCACAGUUCCGGUUCGUACACCGGCAGAACGUGGUGCUAAGCAUCGACACAGACAAGACCAACGAGGAAGACCUGUUAAGGGCAGUCACAGAAGCGAAGCUCCUCCUUGACCCACUGGGCUUCCUUCUCACCGAGUACACCAGCUACGCAGACACUUCGUCCAUCCCAGGUCACUACGUGCUCUUCUGGGAGCUCAAACCCAUUAGACAAAAGCCAGAAACGAUGGAGGUGGACAUCGCUGUGAUGGAGGAAUGCUGCUCCACCGUGGAACAGUCGCUGGAUUCCGUGUACAGGAGGUGCAGGAGCAGAGAUAGGUCGAUAGGGCCCUUGGAGAUAAGGGUGGUAAGGCAUGGCACGUUCGAUGCGCUCAUGGAUUUCUUCGUUUCUGGAGGAUCCUCUGUGAAUCAAUACAAGACGCCCAGAUGCGUCAAGUCCCAAGAAGCAAUCAAGAUUUUGGAUUCCAGGGUGGAGGGGAGGUUUAUGAGUAAGAGAGUUCCUUCAUGGGAUCCUUAUUCCUUAGAGAGUGGAAGCUGA